CGACACGAAUUCGCCCCCACUAAACGUCCCAUUCGUGCCUAGCGAAGGAAAUGUGUACGCGAUCUGUCGUCGGCGCGUCGUUUUGUUUAGUUAAUUGAAAGAUUGUUGUUUUUGUGCUCAAUUUCAUGCCAGCCAAGUGUGUUUGGAAAGCUGAGCGGAAGUCCUGAAUCACACAGCGUCACGCACGAAAACAUUGUUGUCCGAGAACCGGUAGUGAGAGUGCCUUAUUGUUGGAAGAAAGUUGGCUCGCUUGGAUGAACCACUGACUGGCGUUUUGACGGGACCGCGGAAAGAACACAGAAUUCUGUGGAAAUUUCUAAGGCGCCAGUGCACUGACCAGUGUGCGGUGUGGACUUUGACAAACAAUUUGACGACAUAUAAACAAAUGGCGCUAAGUGAAUGUGAAAUGCCACAGACAAAAUGACGGGUGAUUCAACGAAUCCUUCGACUCAAACGGCUACAUCGAAACUUUCAAAGCAAACGAAAUUGUCGUCACAUUUACCUUGCCUUAAGGCGACAACAAAAACAAAUGCUGAAGAUAAACGAAGUAUCAAUGAGAUGACGACAUCGACAAACACAAAGUCGGCAACGUCCAAGUUGCCUUCUACCAAAAAAUCAUGUAAAUCAUCAGACACAGCAAAGAUAGAUCCUCGUUAUGGGGGACCCUCACCUUUCCGACAGCUACUGCCGAUUGCUUUGUGCGUGCUGUCUUUUGCAACAGUAAUUAGUAUUCUUAUUGUUUACAUGGACACUACAGAGAUUCGUCACCAACAAUUCAAGUUAAACAUGUCUCGAGACUAUGAAUUAGUUGGCGUGGCUCAGGAUGACCCGACGCUUGUAGCGUUUAUCCGUGACUUCCACAUGAAAAAAUAUCCAAUGAACUUUUUAAAGAAUGCUCCAAUAGAACAUUUGAAUUUCACGGAGCAUCAUGAGCUAACACCAGAAAUGGCGCACUACAUAGCGAAUUUAGUUGGAGACAAAACCAAUGGUGUAUUCAUACAAUCCCUGACAGGGGCAACGAGCGAAAGUAUGACUGCACCAUGGCUAGCGGAGACUUUGAAUUGGGGCGGCCUUAUAAUCGAGCCGGAACCAAGACGGUAUUUCACAUAUCGUAAACAGAAUGUUCAUCGGCCUAAAGUACAAGUGGUGCAUGCAUGCGUAUCAACAAGUGGUUACCCCAAGGAGGUAACGCUUCAUAAUGACGAAGAUGCUGAAGUUCGAAUUAAUAGUUUACUCGAUGAAGAAAGUUCCUGGUUUAAUUCACGGGUGAAAUGUUUUCCAUUGUAUUCACUGAUGUUGGCCGUGAAUCGAACAAAUUUUGAUUUGUUGAGCCUAGGAUGCGGUGGUCAUGAAUUGCAGAUCCUGCAAACAUUACCAUUCGACGCGGUCAACAUUGAAGUGAUAUCUAUACAUCUAACUGAAAGUCAGGAAAAUACUAAGACAUAUUUACAAAGCAUUACUAAGUUAUUGUUUGGUAAAUUCUACAAAUAUCAAAGAAAAUUUGGAACAAAUUAUAUUUUCCGCAAAGUUCAUAGAGAAAGUCUGAACUGAAUUAAUGAAAAAAAAAGACAAUUUACAAUUUAGGUAGUCGUUCUCUAGUUUCUUCUUUGAAUUUCUGAUUGAGAUUUGCAGAAUGCUCUUAGGAUUAUAUAAUAGACUUAAUUGCCAUUAAAACAGAACAGCGUAUUUGCUGGAUGAUGCACCAUUUUUAUGUUAGCUUUUAGAUUUACAUUGUAGUUUUAACGGCAUUGUGAGAUAGACGGUAGUCGAUGAGUUACGGCAAACUGAUACACCUCAGGGUGAAAAUGAUAGUUCGGAAAAAUCCCGGA
Messenger RNA from Hermetia illucens (black soldier fly), 1829 nucleotides. RefSeq names its product protein Star (gene S). The record is from RefSeq and is a predicted model, not a curated record. The transcript has 5 exons. The coding region runs from base 421 to 1551 and encodes 376 amino acids. Lineage: Eukaryota; Metazoa; Arthropoda; Insecta; Diptera; Stratiomyidae.